Molecule: messenger RNA, 1339 nt
Organism: Condylostylus longicornis
Lineage: Eukaryota; Metazoa; Arthropoda; Insecta; Diptera; Dolichopodidae
Gene: Rpn9
Product: 26S proteasome non-ATPase regulatory subunit 13
Exons: 5
Coding region: 89-1234 (381 amino acids)
Biological process (GO): ubiquitin-dependent protein catabolic process
Cellular component (GO): nucleus; cytosol; proteasome regulatory particle, lid subcomplex
Molecular function (GO): structural molecule activity
Source: RefSeq, a predicted model, not a curated record
CUAAAAAUUGGUGUAUCAUCAAAGGCUUGAAUUUUAAAAUUUUUGUACUCUACCGAAAAAUUCAUUAUUAUUUUAAAUAAAAUUUGUAAUGGCAACUACAACGAACGUUGUAAACUAUUUAAAUUCCCAAAAAAAGACCAGUGACAAAGAAUUGGCAGCAGAGUGGACAACAAUUGAAAACCUUUACAAUGAAAAGCUUUGGAAUGAACUAACUUUAAAAUUAAUUAAAUUUGUCCGAAAUGAAAAAACUCAAGAUGAAGAUAAUCUUCUGCAAUUGUAUCACAAUUUUGUGUCGUCCUUCGAAACAAAGAUAAAUCCUUAUGGUUUAGUUGAGAUUUUGGAAGUUGUUGUUGAACAUAUAACAGAUAAAGAAGAGGCAAUAAAGUUUUUGGAGAAACUUAAAGAAAAAGUAAAAAUAUGUGACGAAGCAUUAUGGUUUAUUAAGGUACUUCAAGGAAACAUUUAUUUGACAAAUCUAAAUGAUCUGGAAUCAGCAAAAAAAAUUAUUGAAGAACUCCGAGAAGUUUUGGAAGAAGCCGGAAAUGUCACUCCAGUUCAUGGAAAAUAUUACAUGUUAGCAUCCCAAUAUUACAAACGUGUUGGACAACAUAGCGAUUAUUACAGAUGCGGACUUCAAUUUUUAGGAUGUUCACUAGAAACAUUUCCGAAAGAUCAGUGGUCUCAGCAAGCUUUCUUUUUGGGUUUAGCUGCUCUUUUAGGAGAUGGUAUAUACAACAUCGGUGAACUAUUAGCCCACCCAAUAUUAGACUCAUUAAAAGGCUCUCAAAACGAAUGGCUAAUUGACUUGUUAAGAGCAUUUAAUUCAGGAAACAUAGCACAAUUUAUGAAAAUGAAACCAAUUUGGAGUAAAAUACCAGAUCUUUUAACUCAAGAAAUCAAACUUAGACAAAAAAUUUCAUUAUUGUGCUUAAUGGAAAUGACAUUUAAAAGGUCAGCAAAUAACCGUUCGAUCUCUUUUGAAGAUAUUGCUAAGGAAACACAACUACCUCUAAAAGAAGUAGAAUUAUUAAUUAUGAAAGCAUUAGCACAAGGGUUAGUUCGUGGAGAAAUUGAUCAGGUUUCCGGAGUUGUGAAUAUGACUUGGGUUCAACCCAGAGUGUUAGAUAGAAAUCAGGUUUCCGACAUGGCUAAAUCUUUAGAUGUUUGGAUGCAAUCAAUCACAUCUAUGGAACAAUUAAUGGAACAAAGAGCGGGCGAGAUUCUUACUAACUAAUUAAAACCCUUAAAAUUAAGAAAUAUUUAAUGUAUCUUUCAUUAUCAGUUAUAAAUAAAUAAAACAAAAUUUUUGCUAACAAAAAAAAAACAUUUAAAAAUUAUU